UGAAAAUAAAAGAUGAGGUGCUAGGUUAGGUUUAUGUAAAAUUGAAGAAAGAGCGUAGAAAUGGGUUUGAGGAAGGAAGAGGAAUGAAAAUGAGAAUGGCAUCGGAGAGAGAUAGAGAACAUCCAUAGACCAUAAUGCUACAGCCACUAAAACAUGUAACCAAAUGCAGAUCCCUCUUCUCUUCUUUUCUCAUUCACAUCAACAACCCUUCUUCCUUUUCUUCUUCUUCUUCAUCUUCUUCUUCUCAUAACUGCCACACCGUCUUAAGAUCCUACAUCAAGGACUGGUUCAACACGCGCGACCCACUCAUCACCCGAAUCUUUCAGAUUCUUUCUUCGACGGACUCUUCCUCCGACGCCGCCCUCGACGCCUCUCUCGCCGCCCUAACACUGCCCCGUCUCGACGAGUCCUUCGUCCUCACCGUACUCCACCAUGGCACCGCCGCUGCCGACGUCUACCCCUGCCUCCGCUUCUUCGAUUGGGCCGGCCGCCAGUCCGGCUUCCACCACACUCGCGGCACCUUCUCCGCCAUCUUCCGAAUCCUUGCACGCAACAGAUCAAUGUCAACCAUCAUCGAGUUCCUCCAAUCCUUCCGCCGCCGUGGUCCAGCCUUCUAUCCCCGUGCACGGUUCAACGAUACUCUCGUCAUUGGAUAUGCUAUUGCGGGUAAACCUGAGAUUGCACUCCAACUAUUUGGUAAAAUGCGGUUUAAUGGCUUGGACUUGGAUACCUUUGGUUACCAUGUGCUUUUGAAUGCCCUUGUUGAAGAGAGUUAUUUCGAUGCUGUUAAUGACAUUAUUAGGCAGAUUAGGAUGAGAGGUUUUGAGAAUCGGUAUACCAAUGUGCUUAUUAUGAAGAGUUUGUGCAAGCAGGGUAAGUUGGAUGAAGCUGAAGUGUUCUUGUUUGGCUUGGUAGAUGGUGGCAAGAAGCUUCAUGGCUCCGAGGUGAGUAUUCUUGUCCGUGCUUUAUGUCGGAGCAAUAGGUUUGAUCAUGCUGUUCGAUUGGUUAGCGAGUUUGGGGAUUCGGGAGUGGUGCCGUUGGAUCAUGCUUAUGGGGUUUGGAUAAGGGGCCUUGUGCAGGGUGGCCGGUUGGACGAGGCCUUGGACUUUUUCAAACAGAAGAAGGAAAAUAAAGGAUACAUUCCUGGUUUGGCGAGGUACAACGUGUUGAUUUACAGGCUCUUGAGGGAGGACAGGCUCGAUGAGGUGUAUGAUUUGUUCAUGGACAUGUAUGAGACUGCUGUUCCACCUAACACAGUUACCAUGAAUGCCGUGCUGUGCUUCUUUUGCAAGAAGGGAAUGGUGGAUGAUGCUCUUGAUUUGUUCAAGUCGAGGUCAGAAUUUAUGCUGUCCCCAAAUCAUAUGGCUUACAAGUACUUGAUACUUACUUUGUGUUGGGACGGAAACGCCAAGGAAGCAUUUAGUGUGUUGAAGAGCUCAAUUGAUCACCAUUUUAUUCCCGAUAGACGGACCUUUACUAGGCUUGCCAAUGUUCUGUGUAGAGAGUGCAUGAUUGAUGAGAUGAAAGAGUUGCUCCAUCUUGCCUUGAAAUGGAAAAUUAUGCCUAAUGCUUCCAUGUAUGAUAACUUUAUAACGGCACUGUGUCGGGCGGGAAGAGUGGAAGAUAGUUAUUUGAAUAGGGGAGAUAUUGCUGCUCGUCUUCUCGUUGAAAUGAAGGAGAAGGGUCAUAAAGUGACACCAGCUCUAUGUAGAGUUGUUCUUUGUUGUUUACUUCAGAUGGACAAUUCAAGAUCUCGGUUUUUCAGUUUGUUCGAGAUGCUGUCCCAUAAUGAUCGUCAACAUUAUAUUUAUGAUUGUUUCAUUGAUGCAGCUGGGCAUGCCAAGCAGGCUGAGUUGGCUUGGAAAGUGCUUGAGUUGAUGCAGAGGAAUGGCAUUCAGCCCACUUCAUCUUCUCUAAGUCUUAUGUUGAAAGCUUAUUUGAAAAGUGGAAGGACUUCUGAUGCUCUUAUCUUCUUUAAUAAUGUUUGGUCUCGUGGAUUGGCGACUAAAAAGUUAUAUAAUUGCUUUGUUAUUUUUCUCUGCAAGAGCAAGAAUCCUGAACCUGCGUAUCAGUUCUUCCUCAAAAUGUUAGAAGACGGUUUAAAUCCAAGCAUUGAAUGCUAUGAAAUUCUUGUACAGGAGCUCUGUUCAUCGGAAAGAUAUCACGAGGCAGUGAAUCUUGUUGAUAUGUAUGAGAAAAUGGGACGUCGAUUAACCUCUUUUCUCGGUAACAUACUUCUUUAUCGAUCUAUGUUUUCACCGGAAGUUUACAAUGCCUGUGUUCGUUUAAGAGGAGUGAAAGAGGAGGGAAAAACUGAUUGGUCAAUGCUUAGCUUUGUGGUUGGUGCAUUUCGUCGUCAUCAUAGAGUUAGCCAUGUUGAGGACUUGGAGAAAUUAAUCGCAAAGUGCUUUCCACUUGACAUUUACACUUACAAUUUGUUGUUGAGAAAAGCAUGGAAGAGUGAUAAGGAGCAGGCUUGUCAGUUGUUUGAAAGGAUGUGUCAAAGGGGCUUUGAGCCCAACCAGUGGAUUUAUAGCACCAUGGUUGAUGGUUUCAAAAGGCAUGGGAUGAGAGACAAGGCUGAGAGGUGGUUUCAAGAAAGUAAAAGGAUAUUCUCCAACAGAGAAACCAGAAUGCUCAUUUAAGGAACAAUUGAUCAGUAUGCGUUAGAUAUCCAAAAUGGUCCACCCAAUUUUUGUAAGGAUAUUUUUUAGAAUUGCAUUUUUGUCAAAAGAAAAAAGUUAUCUUGGAUGCGUUGGAUUUA
Arachis stenosperma is the source of this 2764-nucleotide messenger RNA. Its product is annotated as pentatricopeptide repeat-containing protein At1g71210, mitochondrial. Gene Ontology annotation, molecular function: protein binding. The transcript has a single exon. Lineage: Eukaryota; Viridiplantae; Streptophyta; Magnoliopsida; Fabales; Fabaceae. The coding region runs from base 135 to 2645 and encodes 836 amino acids. The record is from RefSeq and is a predicted model, not a curated record.